UUUUCUUCUUUCUUUUUCCCUACAAACAAACACAACUAUCAGUGUCCAAUUUGCUCAACUUGCGUGGCCAACCCCAAGACGGCGAUACACACUCUCUCACAACUAUUUCUUCCUUCGAUCUCAUCGAUAAUUGCCGCAUAAGUAUCAGCUUCGCCGUGUAACUGUGGCGGUAGCAGGGCGUUAGAUUCAAAUAAGCGCGUUUCGCAAGAAUUUGUUGCUCUAAUAAGAAAAAGAGGAAAAGGGAUGGCACCGCCGGCGACAGAAGGUGGUGGUGGUGACGAUGGAGGAGGAGGAGGAGGAAGGCAACAGCAGCAGCAGCAGCAGCAGCAGCAGCAGGGUUUUGGACAGAUGCUGACGGGAAUUAUAAGAGUGGCAGUGUUUUGGUACUUUGCAUCCAAAUUCUUUGGACCUAAGAAAACCCCCACUCAAACCUCUAAUCAGAUCUCCAAUCUCUUCCACAAGGGUGAACCUCUGGAUAUGUGGUUGUACCUUUCAGAGCAGGAACAUUUUAAUGAUUUUGGCAGUGAAGGAUCACUUUUUUGGCAUGAGACAAAUAUACCUUAUGCUGUUUGGGGUCCAGACAGUACCAGGUCUAUAUCGUUGAAGUACUAUCCUUCUGAGGCUUUAAAGCACAAUGGGAGUCUUUAUGCUCAUGUUUUCUUUGCACGUUCUGGCUACCCACCAGAUCCCAACGAUCCUGAAUACCAGCCAUUCGCUGCCUUUGGGCGAACCCACCCUGUUGUAACCUAUUUUCCUAAGUCAAAAGCUGACAAAAGGAAGAGUCUGUUGGGGAAUUCAGAGGACACUCGUGGUGAUGAAAAUGUCUCUGAGGUAACUCAAGAUGAUCAAGUUGACAACAGAGAAGGUGGACCAGUUGAAUGGAUAUCACAUUGGAAACCAAAUAUUACAAUCAAUUUGGUUGAUGAUUUCACAAGAUAUUCCCAAAAUGCGGUUCCACCAAAUAUAGUGCCUUUCUUGAAUAUUGAGCCCACCACAGGAAAUUACUAUCCAACAGUCUUCUUCAAUGAGUUUUGGUUGCUUAGAGAUAAGUUAAUACCGUUAAAUGAAACAGUGAAUGAGUUGCAACUGCACUUAGAGGUGAGUCCCAUAAGCAUGACCAAGUGGCAACUAUUCCUGCAGAUUGAUCAAUCAUUCCAAAUUCACCGGAGCUAUGGAAGCAUGCUUGAAGGUGAAGCUGAUGAACUCAAGAGAGUUUUCCUAGAAGGAAAUCCUUAUCUUCUGGCCAUUACCAUGGUGGUUUCACUCCUACAUUCUGUGUUCGACUUCUUGGCUUUCAAGAAUGAUAUUCAGUUUUGGAAUAAAAAUAAGUCCAUGGAAGGACUCUCUGCCAAGUCAGUUAUUGUGAACUUUAUUUGUCAGCUCAUUGUCUUCCUCUACCUGCUUGACAAUGAGACUUCAUGGAUGAUACUUGCAAGCUCUGGCAUUGGUUGUUGUAUUGAGUUCUGGAAAAUAGGAAAAGCUAUGCACAUUGAGAUCGACAGGUCUGGUAGCAUACCGAUGUUGAGGUUCCGGGACCGGGAGUCAUAUGCUAAAAACAAGACAAAGGAAUACGAUGAUCUUGCUAUGAAGUAUCUUUCGUAUAUACUCUUCUUUCUUGUUGCCUGUUUCUCUCUGUACUCUUUGAAGUAUGAACGCCACAAGAGUUGGUAUUCUUUUAUUCUCUCAUCCCUUACAAGCUGCGUUUAUAAGCAUCACGUCGCUAUUUAUCUCACUGCCCUCUCUUUCUGUUUAUUAUGAGUAAGAUGCAAUGUUAAUCUUUGUAAACAUGGAUAUGAACUUUUUAUCAACUCUCAUUUGGAUCGAGUUUGGAGUUCAUCCUUGGCGGUAAACAUGACUUGCUAAAAAAGAUUCUCGAUUGGGGAUCAAAGAAUUUGUUUAUCAUGUAUUUUGUCAGAGUCCAUGCAAUUUGAGAAUCAGAUGCAUUAUAUUCUAAUCGAUAAUAGGUAGCGUCAGGAAAUUUAGCUACGUUUCAUUUUCUUUGCUGUAGGUUUUAUUAUGAUGUGCCCCCAGUUGUUCAUCAACUAUAAGCUGAAGUCUGUCGCCCAUUUACCUUGGAGGCAGAUGACCUACAAGUUUCUGAACACGAUUAUUGAUGAUCUCUUUGCAUUUGUAAUUAAAAUGCCAACACUACAUCGACUUUCUGUGUUCCGCGACGAUCUUAUAUUUUUGAUAUAUGUAUAUCAAAGAUGGGUCUAUCCUGUGGACAAGAAACGUGUGAAUGAGUUUGGUUUUGCCGCGGAAGAUGAUCAGGCUUCUACUUCUACUUCUACUUCUACUGAUGCAGCUGAACAAACAGAAGAUGAGAAGAAAACUAAUUAAGCUAUAGCUAGUUUAGAUGGAAAGAUCAAUAUUUUCCAACACAAGACAGUUAUAAAAUAUGGGCCGAACAGUCAUGUCAGUCUAGUAUUUUUUUUUUUUUUCCAGUUUGAAUAUUGUUUUGAUUCGUAACUACCGUGAUGUAAUCAAGAUAAUUUUAAAUUGCGUGGCUUUAUUAAGAAGACGCAGUGUUCAAUUGUGUUUAAAGUACUUUAAUGUGAUCACAGGACAAACUGACUUCUUAGAA
Molecule: messenger RNA, 2584 nt
Organism: Olea europaea var. sylvestris
Lineage: Eukaryota; Viridiplantae; Streptophyta; Magnoliopsida; Lamiales; Oleaceae
Product: cleft lip and palate transmembrane protein 1 homolog
Exons: 11
Coding region: 244-1758 (504 amino acids)
Cellular component (GO): membrane; endomembrane system
Source: RefSeq, a predicted model, not a curated record